AAUUAAAAGGAAAUUUUCUACAACUAACUUCACAUCGGUCUCUUUGCUCAUGGCCGGUCCGCGUUGACCGUGCUGGCGAUAUCUCAACCUAAAAUCAUCAAAUUAAUAAGAUGUCCCGACGAAAGGGAACCGAAGAAACCGACAAGUUGACUCGUAUCGCUAUCAUCAACACCGACAAGUGUAAACCAAAACGGUGUCGUCAAGAAUGCAAGAAAUCAUGUCCGGUUGUUCGAAUGGGAAAACUGUGUAUCGAGGUCACUCCAAAUGAUAAAAAAGCUUCUAUAUCGGAGGAGUUGUGUAUUGGUUGUGGUAUUUGUGUUAAGAAAUGCCCAUUUGAAGCAAUUUCCAUUAUUAACUUACCUAGUAAUUUAGAGAGGGAUACUACACAUCGAUAUGGGAAAAAUGCAUUUAAAUUACAUCGACUCCCCAUUCCAAGACCAGGGGAAGUUUUAGGAUUGGUUGGGACCAACGGUAUUGGAAAAUCAACUGCUUUAAAGAUUUUAGCAGGAAAGCAAAAGCCUAAUCUUGGAAGAUACACGGACCCUCCAGAUUGGACGGAAAUUUUGAGUCAUUUCCGAGGUUCUGAACUUCAAAAUUAUUUUACCAAGAUUUUAGAGGACGAUUUAAAAGCGUUAAUAAAACCCCAAUACGUUGAUCAAAUCCCAAAAGCUGUAAAAGGAACCGUUCAGCAACUAUUAGAUAAAAAAUCUGAACUUGAUAACCAAGAUGAAAUUUGCGCCAUGUUGGAUUUGACCAAUUUAAAAGAUCGCGAACUUUCCGCUUUAUCCGGAGGGGAAUUGCAACGUUUCGCUUGUGCCAUGGUGUGCAUUCAAAACGGGGAUAUCUUCAUGUUUGAUGAACCCUCUUCUUAUUUGGAUGUUAAACAAAGAUUGAAUGCUGCACAAACUAUUCGAUCGCUACUUGGCCCUGACAAGUUUAUAAUUGUUGUUGAACACGAUUUGAGUGUUCUAGAUUAUCUUUCUGAUUUUAUUUGUUGUUUAUAUGGUGUCCCAGGAGCGUAUGGGGUGGUAACUAUGCCUUUUUCGGUAAGGGAAGGCAUCAAUAUUUUCUUGGACGGUUUUGUACCAACGGAAAAUUUACGAUUUCGUGAAGAUUCGCUCGUUUUUAAAGUUUCUGAGUCCGCCGCUGAAGAAGAAGUGAAACGCAUCAAUCACUAUGAAUACCCACAUAUGGUAAAAACGAUGGGUAGUUUUAGAUUGGAGGUGCAUAAAGGGCAAUUUUCGGAUUCAGAAAUUUUAGUUUUGCUUGGAGAAAAUGGUACGGGUAAAACUACUUUUAUUCGUUUACUUGCUGGUAAUUUAGAAGCUGAUUCCGGCUCAGGCGAAUUACCGCAAUUACAUAUUAGUUACAAACCCCAAAAGAUAAGUCCAAAAUCACAAGGUUUAGUUAGGCAAUUACUUCAUGAAAAAAUCAGGGAUGCUUAUAUUCACCAGCAAUUUAUUGCUGACGUAAUGAAGCCGUUAAAAAUUGAUGAUAUAAUCGAUCAAGAGGUUCAAAACUUGUCUGGUGGUGAAUUACAAAGAGUUGCAAUGACUCUGUGUCUUGGAAAACCAGCCGACGUUUAUCUAAUUGAUGAACCAAGCGCUUACUUAGAUUCUGAGCAACGUUUAGUAGCUGCUAAAGUUAUAAAACGUUUUAUUUUGCAUGCUAAAAAAACCGGGUUUGUUGUUGAGCACGAUUUUAUUAUGGCUACGUAUUUGGCGGAUCGUGUAAUUGUUUUUGAAGGAACGCCAUCUGUUAGCACUGAGGCUCAUACCCCUCAAACGUUAUUAGCUGGCAUGAAUAGGUUCCUGGAAUUGUUGGGAAUUACUUUUAGAAGAGAUCCUAAUAACUUUAGACCCAGGAUUAAUAAACAGGAAUCCGUUAAGGAUGUGGAACAAAAAAGGGCUGGACAAUAUUUCUUUUUGGAAGAAUAAGUUAAUUUUCCGAAUUAUUAAUCGAUUGUCUUAAAUAAUUUGGUUCUUUACCAUUUUAUAUAA
Molecule: messenger RNA, 2000 nt
Organism: Onthophagus taurus
Lineage: Eukaryota; Metazoa; Arthropoda; Insecta; Coleoptera; Scarabaeidae
Source: RefSeq, a predicted model, not a curated record